AUGGAGCAUGCAAGACCGCCAACCGAAUUGAGUUUAGAUGGCAGCCCCGUCGGCCGGGCUGACGCAUGGAAGCGGUGGAAGGCACAAUUCAAUCUUUUUCUUAAAGCAUCGGGGGUGCACAAAGAAGAGGGAAGCAUACAGGCGAGUUUGCUCAUUAAUCUGAUUGGAUCAGAUGGAUUUGAUGUUUAUGAGACUUUUACAUUCGAUUCAGAAGAGCAACGUGAGGACAUCGAAAUAUUGAUGAAAAAAUUUGACGAGUAUUUCGGUGUUCAAUCUAAUAUAACAUUACUGAGAUAUAAUUUUUUUACGAGGUAUCAAGAAACUGGAGAAUCUAUUGAUCAAUAUGUAACAGCGUUAAAGUUACUCAGUAAAAACUGUGAAUUUAAAAAUUUAGAGCAAGAGUUGAUUCGCGACCGUAUUGUGUGCGGCAUAAGGAGCACAAUUGUAAGGGACCGGUUGUUACGGACAGAUGAAUUGACUCUGGAGAAAGCAAUUAAAAUAUGUCAAGCUGAUGAAAUGUCAACAGACAGCAAGCGUGUGAUGGAGACAGGUAGCUUCGGCAGUUCGGCGAGCUGCGGGCCCGUGCGCGUUGAGGCGCUGGCGAUGCGCGGUGGCGAGCGGCGCGGUGGCGGACGCAGCGGCGGGCGCGGCGGCCGGCGCGGCGCGCGAGCUGCGCACGGCGGGACCGCGACGUCGCCCUGUCCGCGUUGUGGUGCUCAGUGUACUGAUGUAGAUUCAUGUCCAGCUAUUUCGGUGAAAUGCUAUGUGUGCGGUAACUACGGCCAUUACGCUAGGAUGUGCAAAUGUAAAAAUAGUGUUAAAAAAAUGUAUGAAAUAGAAGUGAAUACAGAAAAAUCUAAUAAUGAUGAUUGUGAGUCGUUUUAUGUAUCUGUGUUAAUGGACAAAACGCAGAACAAAAUCGGCGGCGAUGACUGGUACGAGGUAUUAAGAGGUGAGUGUGGCUUUGAACGUUUUAAGCUGGAUACCGGUGCCGACAUUAAUGUGUUAUGUUAUAAGAGAUUUUUAACGCUAGGGUUUGACACGGAAAUGAUAUGCAAUAAUAAUAAAAUGAAAUUACAGUCGUUUAGCGGGGAUGUUAUUCCGAUAAGAGGAGUUUGUCAUCUUAAAUGGUGGCAUAAAAGUAAAAUGUAUGUUUUAAAAUUCGCAAUAGCAAAUAUUAAUUGUGAAAGUGUGCUGGGUCGACAAGCGUGUUCGGAACUAGGGUUAAUUCAACGGGUUUACGGCAUUAAUUUGGUAGAAAAUUCGGAUCUUUUUGAAGGCUUAGGAUGCUUACCUGGUGAGUACCAUAUAGUUAUUGAUAAAUCAGUUAAACCUGUAGUUUGUGCUCCGCGAAAAGUACCUCUAGGAUUACGUGAUAAAUUAUUAGAAGAAUUAAACAGGAUGACUGACUUAGGAGUCAUUAGAAAGGUCACUCACCCAACACAAUGGGUUAAUUCAAUAGUAAUUGCAGCAAAAAAGAACGGAACAUUGCGAAUUUGCUUAGACCCGAGACCUCUUAAUAAUGCUAUACAGCGUGCACAUUUCCAACUGCCAACCAUUAAGGAACUUGCCACUAAAAUUCACGGAGCUAGUUUUUUUUCUGUAUUAGACGCAAAUUCAGGUUUUUGGGCAAUAAAACUUGAUGAUCAGAGUUCAGACUUAUGCACCUUUAGUACACCGUUUGGGCGCUAUCAGUAUUUAAGAUUACCUUAUGGGUUAAACUGCGCUUCAGAGGUGUUUCAUGCUAAGAUUAAGCAAUUAAUAGAGGAUUUAGAUGGAGUAGAUUCUUUUAUAGACGAUAUAAUAUGCUGGGGACGAAAUAAAGACGAACAUGAUAGGCGUUUAAAUGCAUUAUUAAAUAGGGCUCGUGAAAUUAAUUUAAAAUUUAAUAAAGAUAAAUGUCGUAUAUGCGUUGAGGAAGUAACUUACUUUGGUCAUAUAUUUAACAAAAACGGGAUGAAACCAGAUUUAGAAAAAGUAAAAGCAAUAAAAAAUAUGCCAACUCCAAAAGAACGAAAAUCAUUACAACGAUUUUUAGGAGCCGUAAAUUAUUUAUCUAAGUUUAUACCUAAGUAUUCUGAGCGUAUUUUUCCGCUUACUCGAUUAUUGAAAAAGGACACAGAAUGGUGUUGGGAGAGUGAACAACAGAAUGCGUUUGAUUUAUUAAAAUAUUUAAUAAGCAAAUCACCCGUGUUGGCUUUAUAUGACGUAUCGCAACCGGCUGUAGUUUCGGUGGACGCGAGCAGUGUAGCGCUAGGAGCCGUGCUGUUGCAGGGCGGCCGACCUAUUGAAUAUACUUCAUGUACACUCACCGACACACAGACACGAUAUGCGCAGAUAGAAAAAGAAAUGCUAGCUAUUCUCUUUGCGUGUGAAAAGUUCCACCAAUAUAUUUACGGUAAAAGUGAUGUUUUAAUUGAAACAGAUCAUAAACCGUUAGAAAGCAUUUUUAAAAAACCCUUAGAUUCGAUACCAGCACGCUUACAGCGAAUGAUUUUACGAUUACAAUGUUAUGAUUUGAUAGUUACAUAUAAGCCUGGAAAAUAUAUGUACUUGGCCGAUACAUUGUCACGUGCUCCUAUUCCAGAACUAUAUAAUGAUAAAGUGAGUGAUAAUGUAUUAUGUCAAGUGUAUAUGAUAGUUUCUAACAUGCCCGUUUCACAUAAAAAAUUAAGUGUAAUUAAAAAUGAGACUUUGAAAGAUAAUAACUUAAAACUUUUAAUGAGAUAUAUAAAUCAGGGUUGGCCGGAAUAUAAAAGAGACAUUGAAGAUAAUUUAAAAUAUUAUUGGUCAAUGAGAGGAGAUUUAUUUUGUGUAGAUGGCGUUAUAUUUAAAAACAAACAAAUAUUAAUUCCCAGUUCCUUAAGAACCGAAAUGUUAAAAAUUAUACAUGAUGGACAUUUAGGGAUAGACCGCUGUAAAAGGCGCGCACGUGAAGUGCUAUUCUGGCCAGGGAUUUCUUAUGAUAUAGAGAGAUAUGUAAAUAGGUGUGUAGUGUGUCGAGAGAAUUCAAAUAACUCGAGUAAGGAACCGAUGAUUGCUGUUUCUAUUCCAAAUUUACCAUGA
Messenger RNA from Parnassius mnemosyne (clouded apollo), 3066 nucleotides. Lineage: Eukaryota; Metazoa; Arthropoda; Insecta; Lepidoptera; Papilionidae. The record is from the annotation of a GenBank genome assembly.